UUGCGUUUUCUAUGCUGUGGUAUCGUCACCGUCAGUGCGUCAGUAUUCUCGUUUCCACACUUCUACUUCUCCAGUUGUAUCGCGUUUCGCGUUCAAACACAACGGAUUUAUUACUACUUUCGCGCUCUUGAUUAAACGCACACUUUUAAAUCGCCUAAACAAAUUUAUCCAAAACAAACGUUGACAGAUAAUCAUCCAAAAUGUCUCAUACGGUAACAGUUACUAGAACUACAACUACGACAACUACCUCAGCUAUCAUAAUUAACACAGGCUAUUUAAAAUCAUGGCCAGGAUUACUGAAGUUUGCACAAUUAAUCCUUGGAAUUGUGACUGUCGGAAUCGUAGGUUACUAUAUCCAUAGAUAUGGAAGAUAUGUCAACACUCCCGAAAUAUUCUUCCUACUUAUGGCUGUGACAUUCCUUAUAGGAACGUUCCUACUAUUAACAUCGUGUUUGAUAUCUAUUUCAACUGCAUCUAUCAUCUCUAAAACAAUAUACGAAGUUGUCUAUCAUGGAUGUGCCUUUAUACUUGUAUUGGCUGCUAGUUUGACAUUUGUCAUCGAGAUAAACCAUUGGAAAAAGAGUUACUAUACCUCAGAUUAUGAAGCAUAUUUUGCAGCAGCAGUAAUUGGAUUGGUAAAUUCAGUACUUUACCUAUUAAGUACGAUCUUCGCCUUAAGAAGCUACAGAGGUCUUUAACUCUCUCCUAUUAGACAUUUUUGUUAACUAUUUAUUUGUCACGGUUUGACCCACUAAUGCCUGGUUGCACCAAAAAAUCUUAAGCUCCAGCUUGAGCUUAGCCCAGCUCAGCUUAUAGAUAGGGCUCGUCUAUCUUAGCACGUCUUAACUUGUAAGUUUAAGAUACAAUCCACUUGGAAAUCCAUUGUGGCAAGCUGAAAAUUGAUCUGAGACUCAAUGGUGCAACGAGUAUGUUUCUUAAGCGGAGCUUAAAGCACGUCUUAAGCCUAAGAUCUGUUGGUGCAACCAGGCAUAAUUAAGUUAAGGAAAUAAUUAUUUUUUUAAAUCGGCAAGAUGCAUACCAGGAAAAGUUCUUAUUAUUUCUUAGCUCCAUAAUAAAGUGUUAUAGUGUACAGACGAAUUUUGGAGCAAUUACCUUAAUACCCUACUAAGGACGAUGCUACACAAUGAAAUGUUGUUGGCUGAUGUACGCAGCAGAUCUGUACACACAGCUAAAGGUAACUACAGUGAAUAUCCAGUUAUUGCAUAAAAUUAAAAAGAAACAGGUAUGUAACAAGUACUGUGACAUGGAAAAACAUUUCUUGGAUGAUACAGUAGCAGAUAUACAGGUACUGAGAGUAAGGACAUGAAGAAGACUGGCCUUAAUUAGGCAAUGCUGCAAGGAUCUUUAAACGGAGGCCAAAAAACUGGAAGAGUUGUCUACUUAUAAAGAAGUCGUGACGACUCAUGUGAAAUAAGUCGUAACUGAUUUGUUGACAACACAAAGUUGAAUAGUACUCUGCAUGUCCAUUUAUCUUUAUAAUUACAGUGGAGUCCCGGUAAUCCGAAAUAAUUGGGACCGAACCCAUUUCGGAUUACCGAAUUUUUCCGAUUAAACAGAUUUUUUUAAAACACACUCUUUUUAUAAAAAGUAACAUAAAUAAUAUCCCUAUCAAUACUUUCGUUUUGUUUGCAAUAAGAGCCUAUGAUAAUAAGAAGGAAGUAAUGAACUCUUUAAUAGAAGAAUACAUUCAUCUGAGACGUACAAUCAAACACCGUUUUUCAAAACAAAAGUUGGAUUUAAUAUUUAAUAGUGGAAAUUUAUCCCGGGCCCAGUGCUACUCAAAUUUAAUUCACAUUCGUAUUCAGGAAGCAUAGAUAAGUUUAUGCUUUACUCUCAGAAUCUGUGAAUGAGAAAGUUAUAAGAAACUCUUGGAAAAUAAUUUGGCCAAGCAUUACUUACGAAGAAAUGCCAGAUGUAGGGCCUGAAGAAACUAAUUUGUUAAGGGACCUUGUGCAAAAUAUUUCUGGUUGUGAAGAGACGAAUAACAAUGAUGUAGAAGAAUGGGUGUGAGCUGAUGAUGAUGACCACGAGAUAUAUAAUGAUCAGUACCUAAAUCAUUGAAGUGGUUACAGAAGAACCUUCAAAACCCUCCAAUGAAAGUGAUGGAGAAGAAGAUGUCAACAGCGAACUGCGGGUAACCCAUGCAGACGCUGUGGCUGCGUUAGAUCUAGCGCUACGCUACUUAGCGCAACAACCUGGCGCCACACCAGUGGAUACCAUUUUUUUGAGAUGCUGGCGCUGGCGUAAUUUAGUUUCGAGAUAAAAAAAUCUUCACUAAAGCAGAAAAAUUUAACUGAUCUUUUCAAAAAAUGUAAAAUUUAAAAGGUUUAUUACAGUUAAGUACUUAAAAUAAUAUUUUAUUGUCAUUUUAGAUAUAUAAAGUAGUGGUUCUUGGAGUAAGCGAAAGGCCACACGGGUAAUAAUUUACGGCGCCGUAAGAGCAGUAAACCCAUUGGUUGACUAACUCGUCCACCAAUUGUAGAUGAAAUAGGAGUUAGUCAACCAAUGCCUCGUCAGGUUUACGGCGCCGCCGCCGUAAGAGCAGUAAACCCAUUGGUUGACUAACUCCUCCACUAAUUGUAGAAGAAAUAGGAGUUAGUCAAGCAAUGUCUCGUCAGGUUUACUGCUCUUACGACGCCGUAAAUUAUCGCUCGUGUGGCCUUAGCCUUAGCCUAAGCAGAUUUUCGGAUUACCGAAGUACGGAUUACGGAAAUUUACUUACUGUAAAUGAUGCCUUAGGUACAUAUUGUACCUAAAGUGAAAAAUUAUUAGAAAAAAUAAAAGUCUCCCUAUCUCUAUAAAAAAAAUAGUAUGGAAGCUGUAAUUAUCCUUAAUGUCCGACUGGUACAUUAUUUGACAAAAAAUAAUGGCAUGAUUUCUAAGUCAGUUAAGUAUGAUAUAAUGCCCGAAAAAUAACGCCCAGGGCAUUAAAUUUAAAUAAUUAGUUAAAUAUUGUCAAGUUGACAAAUAACAACCUAAGUACAACUAUGGUUACCACAAUUACGUUACGACUAUUGCUGGUAAAUGUACUUAUUUGCAAACUAAUUAAUUCAAAAGUCAUUCACAUUUUUUGUAUAUAAAGAAUUCUUUAGUCGGACAUUAAAGGUUGAAGGCACCACGGGUAUUAAUAACGCUUUCGGUCAACUUAUAUCCCUCGGGCUAAAGGCACUCUUUGCAUACUUUGGACCAAAAGCAUACUUUGGACAUCCUUCUAAAAGCGGCUCUGGUCUGCUCUAUCCUGGAUCUGAUUUCACCGUGACCAUGAUAAAGUCAGUGUAAGACCACUAAUUACACCAGAAAUAAAACCCAGAAAGACAGAACAAAAGACCAGAAAGAUAAUACAUAUUAUUAAAUAAGGAAUUAAAUUUUUUAAAACCCUUUUUAUCGACAAGUUUUAUUAUUGGUUUGCAUCUUGUUGACGUUAUUUUUGACUAUGUAAGACAAUUAUUUAUCACGUACUUCCAGUCGCCAGUCAUUGUAAUCGUUUUAGUGACUUUAUACGCUGCCAUAAUUCCGCAUUUUAACUGUGCCUUAAGUGUAAGCUUUUUAUAUAAGGGUAUAUAUAUUUAUAUAUUAAUAUAUUUUACAUCAGUAGCGUACCUAAUAAUUUUAUAGCAAUAUUUUUAUAUUUUAUUAAAACUGAAAUUUAUGUAAGAUAAAAUUUUAUAAAAUGUACUUAAAAGUAUUAGAUAGGCACGCUACUAUGUAUUUUGUAAAAGUUUUAGAAAUUAGAACUAUCUGUAGGUGCCUCUAAAACUAAUUAAAACUUUAAUAUAAAAUUUAAUAUUUUUAAUUUCAUGUUUUUAUUUUGUGCUCUUCGAAAUAAUUUUACUUUAUUUAUCCCAUUUUAUACUCUCGAAUACCUUAAAGUAGUCAACAAAGCACAAAUAUAUUUCUAUAUUGAACUCUUGAGAUUUUUCUACAAUUUGAUGAACAUUAAAACUGUGUUCUCUUGUGCCCCUAUCUAGGACAAAUUCACAAUUCUUCUUGGAGAAUAUAAUGGUAAGAGUAUUGAUUUUAGUUUUCCAUUCGUUAUGAUGAGGAGUAGGUACUUUGCUCGCUUGGGAUAUUAAUGCUACUGUACAGCAAUUGUUGUAAUCUGUCGGUGAACCUUUUUAUAUAUGGGAAUAAAAGUGAGCUUACCCCAGUCAUUUUGUCACUUUUCGGUGUUCCUGAUUUCGUUUAAGAUUAUAAGCAUUACUUAAAUCCCUACCCCUCCAAUUUCGUAGAGUGUCUCAGCUAGUGUUCCAUCUUUCCCACCAUUCUGCUUUUUUGAAUUUCAGCUAUUUUAUCGCCGCGCCGCCUCAAUUUUUGAUUUCAGUAUUUGUGGCUCUUUUUCAUAACUAGUUUUCUUUGCAUUAUUGCCUGGGUUGUUUUUAGAGAAACAGUAUUUCGCAAUAUUGUUUUCAAACCGCUGCGAUAACUUUUUUGGUUUGUAAUGAUAUUUCCACUAUAAUUUUUGAUGAUCUAUGUAUGCGGUUUGAAUUCUCUCGCUAGAUAAUUUGACUUUUGAGCAAAGUUCUCUAGAUUCUUGUCGGCCAGCAUGUUUUUCUAGUUGAGCACAUAAGAUUUUAAUAUAAUUACAUUGUCCCUUCUGCACAAGUAUUUUAUAGUUGUACUUAUGGUGUCUAUCUCUAUUUUUUUAUAUUGAAUUUGAUGUGCCGCUUCUAAGUUUUCGUCUUUAUUUUUGAUUGAGAGUAUCUUCAAGCAUCAAAUGUUUUUUCCUAUAUAUUUUCUUUAGGGUUUAUGUUGUUGAUGGCUUCAGUGAUCCAUUUCCUUGUGUGUCCCCACGUUUCGUCAGUGUCUCGGAUAGUCUCUGGUAGGUCAGUGUUUGCUAAUGCCCUUCUAAAAUGUUCUGGGUAUUUUGGAACCAAUGUUUGUCUUUUAUUUGUAAUUGUCUUACUCUGUAGCUUAAUUCAGAAUUGCGCUUGUCACUUUUUUUUUAGUCGGAACAAUAGUCUGCAGUAUGCAGCUGGUUUGGUCUCACCACUUCACCAUGGACAGGAAUAUAAUCUAUUUCAUUUUUGUAUCGUCCUCCAGGAUAUACAUUUUGUAUUCUUAUAGCGCGUUUAUAUUAAUUUCUCGAAUAUUUUCUGAGUACUCAAGUAGUAUAUAACUGAGUGCCGUGUAUAUUUUUGCCUACAGACCUGUAUAGAGGUAUUUUGAUAGUUCUUUCACAAUAACCGUAAUAUUUUGUUAUUGGUUACUUAUUUUUUAGAGGCUUAUCAUAUAUAUUUUUGUUACGUUUAUUAAUAUUUUAAAAACUUAUUGUACAGUUUAUUAGGUCUUAAAUAUAUUUAAUUGUGUCAAUUAAACAGACUGAAAAAUAAAAA
This is a messenger RNA of Diabrotica virgifera virgifera (western corn rootworm), 5354 nucleotides long. Its product is annotated as CKLF-like MARVEL transmembrane domain-containing protein 8. The record is from RefSeq and is a predicted model, not a curated record. The transcript is spliced from 5 exons. Bases 201 to 698 code for a protein of 165 amino acids. Gene Ontology annotation, cellular component: membrane. Lineage: Eukaryota; Metazoa; Arthropoda; Insecta; Coleoptera; Chrysomelidae.